UUAGACAUGAAUUCCUAUUUUCUGCAAGUAAACAUUUGCUCUAGAAGCAACUCUAAACCAGCAAAUACAACCACUUUUUCACAGUAUGUCUCCGUGCUAGAUAAGAUCAGUGACGCACCUGUGCUGGAUUCAAAUCGUUUUAAAAUAGGUCUUUAGAUUUGUUCCCUCGUGCACGUCAAUCUCUGCGUGUGAACAGCUCACUUAGUUCUUAAGCAACAAUAUUGCCUAUUGAAUAAUGCACCUUCUUUAAACAAAAGAUACUUUUUGUUCUCAUGAAGCUUUGUCUGCUGCCAUUUCCAGAAACAAAUGACACAAAAGACAAAUUCUGCCAUCUUCAAAAGUGGUUUUAGACAAACAGAAACAGCAAACAAAAUAACUGAGCAAAAGCUUAAACAAAAUCAAGGAAUGUGGGCCUGACACUCAGUGUUACUGAUGGAAACCAAAUAGCGGCCAGAAGCUAAGGAGUCCCUGGCGAAUUGAUGAAGCACAGUUCGGACAAUCCCUGUGCCGGGGUGAAAGGAAUGGAAGUGUGCGCGGUUCCUCCGCCCUCCCCGACGCGCGUCCGGAACCUCCCUGGCUGUCAGGUGGGUGGCGGCGAGCCUCAGCCGGGAAACCCUGCCGGGGAGCGCGGCGUGCCCAUCGGGUGGAGAGGAACAAGCCCCGCGGAGCGCGGCGCGUCCCGCGGCCGGCCGCCGCUCACCUUUGUUCGCCUGCCCUCGCUGCGAGGAGAGAGCGGGCCAAGGAACCGUGGAAGCGCGGGGGCAACCCCACGGCUCCGCGGCCCCUCCCGGGCGCCGGGAGGAAAUCCGCAGGCAAGACAGACCCUCUCUGGCUCCCAGAGCGGCAGCCGGACUAAAGGGUCAGCAAUCCCUUCCCGAACACAAAGGUUGGGAGGCGUGAGCAAGAGCGCUGGGGCGCGGGUGCGUGCGCCACAGAGCACGCGUGUGCGUGUGCGCGCGAGGGUGUGCGUGUGUGUGUGCGCGCGUGUGUGUGUUUAGGGGGAGGGGAGG
Rhinolophus ferrumequinum (greater horseshoe bat) is the source of this 1010-nucleotide messenger RNA. RefSeq names its product collagen alpha-1(II) chain-like. NCBI's taxonomy places the organism in Eukaryota, Metazoa, Chordata, Mammalia, Chiroptera, Rhinolophidae. Bases 480 to 998 code for a protein of 172 amino acids. The transcript has 2 exons. The record is from RefSeq and is a predicted model, not a curated record.